Molecule: messenger RNA, 1985 nt
Organism: Musca domestica (house fly)
Lineage: Eukaryota; Metazoa; Arthropoda; Insecta; Diptera; Muscidae
Product: probable WRKY transcription factor protein 1
Exons: 1
Source: RefSeq, a predicted model, not a curated record
UUUGCCCUUCCAAUUUCAGCUGAAUCCUGGACGGAAGUUGAUGAAAAUGGUGAUGAAUACGAAUUGAAAAAAUUCACCAUUCAAGGACGUCAAUUGAAUGGUGGUCGUUCACAAUGUGUUGUGACGCGUCGUAAGAGGGCAACAGUUGCCGUCAUACCUGUCGAGGCUAGAGACCAAGAAGAUGAUGACGAUGAAGAGGGAGAUGAUUCACAAGAAAAUGUUGGCUAUGCUGGUGCCUCCGGGUUGCAGCCACAUGCUGUUCUCUUCUAUUCACCUCCAACCGAAGAUGAAGGUGAUGAGGCAGAAGAGAAUUCGCAAGAUGAUGAAGAUAACGAGGAAUUUGAGAAUUUGGACAGUAACGGUAAUGCCAUGGCCCAUGUUGUGGUUAAGGCUGAUACUGUUAUUUUGGCAACAGAUGCCAAUGGAGACUCGGCCUUGAUAAAUAAUGGUAGCAACAACAAUAACAGGGGUCACGAUGGCGAUGAUGAAGAUGAGGAUGACACCGGUUUGGUGGAGGAGGCAGCCGAUACAAUUGAAUUGGUCCAUGUGCCACAAGUGCCAAUUAUUGGCCAAUUGCAGAGUGAAGGCCAAUCGUUAGCUGCCAUUGCUGCCACCGCCCCAGCAGCCAUUCUCAAUGAAACCGAAACAGAUAGUGCUGUCAUCAUUGAAGCAGCUAAGCCACCCAAAGUUAAUCCCAAUACCCAUGCCGUUUUCGAGUUGGUUCCAGUCAAGCCCGGCAGUGAUGAUGAUGAAGACGAUGAUGAUGAGGAUGAUAACAAAGAGCUGGCUGCCGCCUCCGAUUCUAUACAAGUAGCUCAAAUUGGCCAUGUUGCCAAUGGUGUCCAUGUUAUUAAUCUGGCCGAGUUGGAGGGUGAUGAUGACGAUGAUGAUGAUUUCCACUACAACGAGGAGCUAAGUCCAGUGACCACCACAGCCAUUUGGUCCACGGGUGCCGAUGAUGAUAUAUCUCAUCUUUUGCCAAUCAAACGACCAAAUAAAAACAACAAAAAUAGACUGAAACGCCGCAAGAAUCAAAUUGCCAAUAGGCGGCCAAUUCGCCGCAACAAAUACAAGAAUCAAAAAAAUAAACUUUCCCAAGGGAAUGGCAAUAAGAGAAGGCCAUUGAGAAGACCAAAUCGUGAGGAGCUGGAGACAUCCGUUGGCAACAAGAACAAGGAGAAAGAUACCAAAAAGAAAACCACGAUAAACAGGACCGGAACAAAGAAACCUACCAAGUCCAAGAAAAAGAAGACCUCCAUCACAAAGAAGAAGACCUCGACAAAGAAGAAAACUUCCAACAAAAAGAAGACCUCGAAUAAAAAGAAGACCUCCACCAAGAAGAAGACUAGCAGCAAAAAGAAGAACAAGAAAACCAAGAGUAAAAAUAAAAACAAAAAGAAGAACAAGAAUAAGAAUAAGAAAUCCAAAAAUAAGAAGACUGGCGUCAAAGGCUCCAACAAGGACAAGAAGAAUAAGAAGAAGACAACGGCUGUAGUCCAUUCACCCACAACAACCUCAGAAUAUUCACCCACAUCCUACACCACACCCACCACCACCAGCGAUACCACGCCCACCCGCCUCUCUGUGAAGGGUGACAAAAAGAAAACGAAAAAGAAGAACAAUCGCCGCAACCGAAGAAAAACCAAACGCAACUCCCAGCGUCAAUUUGCCAACGACACCAUGAAGAACGGUGACAAUGGCGACAUCUACUCCCAAACCGUAACCGAAACUGAUGAUGAAGCCGAAACCGGCAACGUUAAUUGCAUUUACAUACGCAAAGAUGCACCCACAACGACGACAACACCGCGUCCCUUCUGGAAUCUGUUGGGACGCAGUGCUAAUGAAGGUGCACCCGUUGCAUCGGGACGUUAUGGCAUGCGUAAGCGUGUCAACUUGCGUCCUCUAGCCUAAGAUUAGUAUUAUUGAUAUGUAUUAGCCAAAAAAAGACGAAGACAAAUAUAAAAUUACAACAAUUAUUUAUUAAA